This is a messenger RNA of Ceratina calcarata, 2235 nucleotides long. It is a transcript of the gene Spag1, whose product is annotated as Spag1 axonemal dynein assembly factor. Gene Ontology annotation, molecular function: heat shock protein binding. The transcript has 10 exons. The record is from RefSeq and is a predicted model, not a curated record. Gene Ontology annotation, cellular component: mitochondrion; cytosol. Bases 23 to 2128 code for a protein of 701 amino acids. NCBI's taxonomy places the organism in Eukaryota, Metazoa, Arthropoda, Insecta, Hymenoptera, Apidae.
AAACAGCGUUUUGUCUGGUAUCAUGGUCGAAAACGACACAGAGAUUGUUCGCGUCGUAAAAUCCGAGAAAAAGACGUUGCUCGAGAGGUAUGACAUACCGGUAGAGCACCUUUCGUACGAGUACAUUUCCGAAUGCAAGAACGCAAAAAAGUUGGAGCGCAUAGUAACUGUACUGCGUUCUGGCGAGGAAGGAUACUAUCCAGACUUGACAAAACAUGCAGAGCAACACUUGGCUGUUAUUAAGCCAGCGAGUAGAAUUUUAAGAAAGUCCGAACCUGUCGUUAGACGCAAUAUGUUAGAACCGAGUGAAUGUAAAGAGAUUGAUAAAGACAUUAAGGAGUGGAUGUCUGAGAUGCAGAUUCGAGAGAAAGAUCUGGAAGAAGGGAAAACUAAUAUUAUAGAUCCUGUUCUUCAACCAGACAUCCGACAAUUUAAAGAAGAUCCUAGAAAAAACAAUUCCACAGCGAAUUUAAAAUGUUCUACCAAUAGUAAACGAAUUGCCUCAUGCGAUUAUUCUGCUUGGGAUAAGUACGACGUUGACACUGAAUUAAAUAAAAUAGAUAUACGAGACGAACAACAGAUGAUCCAAACAAAAAGGUUGCAGCAGAAACAGAAAGAAUUUAGUGAGAAAAAGAAACUUACGAAGAACACGAUGAUUAACAAGUCAUCGCUGACCGGAACUGAAAUAGAUGUGAUGGCAGAACAGGAACGGGAAAAGGGAAAUGAGGCGUUUAGGGCUGGUGAUUACGAGGAAGCUUUGGAGCAUUACAAUACGAGCAUAGGAAUGAAUUCAAACAUAACUGCGUACAAUAAUCGAGCCAUGACUUACAUUAAACUUCGACAAUACGAAAAUGCUCUCAAGGAUUGUAACAUAGUAAUCAGCAUGGAAUACAUGAAUAUCAAAGCGAUUCUUCGUCGAGCUGUCGCUUUAGAGCAUCUUGGAAAAUCGUCGCAGGCAUUAGUAGAUUAUGAAGCUGUUUUGAAAUUGGAACCCAAUAACGCAGCCGCGAUUGCUGGUGUAAAAAAAUUAAGGAAACCUUGCUUCUCGAAAAAGAUAAGAAUGCCCAUCGAAGAACAAAUAAGUGAUACCGAAGAGAAAUCAAAGUCUAAUGGAACUGAGGAAAAACAAAAAUUUAUUCCACAGUCUAGCUCAAUGUUAAGUUUAUCUAACAGUAUAUGUUACUGCGAUAAGGCACCAGGACCAUCACAAUAUUUAAGGCCAAGGCCACACAUCAAAGCUGACUAUUGUCUCGAAAACGAGCAGGCAAGAACGAAUAAAAAUUCUGCUACAAAUAAACCUGAAACUGGUCAUCGUAAAUAUACACCAGAAUUAACCAGAAGUCCAAUUACGUCUCUCAACAAUCUUUCCUACAAUGUAUCUAAAUCUUUUCAAGAUAAAGGAUCUAGUUCUACUGCAAAACAAAAAUCAAUUUUCUCUUAUACGAAACCCUGCAAACAAACAAAUUCAGUCAUUAUCGAAGAAUUGCCUACCGAGACCAGUGACAAUGAUUUCUUCAAUACUAUAGACAAAUCGAACGACGAAAUAUUAAAUCGAAACAAUGUCAAUGCAAAAGUUGCAAGUAAGAAUGAAAUUUCUGAGGAUGAACAAAUAGGAAUGUCCAGUAUUAAAAGUUCAAACACGAAUCACGAACAAAGUCACAGUUCUAAUGAAAAGAAAUGCAAGAAAUCAUCACUUACAAAUAUAGAAACAGCAGAUAAAAACAAAGAAACUGUCGAGAAAACGUAUAUCCCGAAGGAUAUUCAUAAUAUCGAAACUGGCUACGAAUUUAUGCGGACAUGGCGAUCAUUGAAAAACGAUAACGACUUAAGAGCUUGUGCUCAGUUAUUAAGAUCACUAAAUAUUGAUAAAUUAAACGCAGUUUUAGAUAAUGAAUUAGAUGGAAAUAUGAUUAGUACUAUUUUGCAUUGUCUGGAACGACAUUUCUGUACAUCAGAAGAUACGGAAUUGUUGAAUAGAUUCUUAAGAUCACUCAGUCAAGUGAAACGUUUCGAGCUUAUGCGAAUGUUUAUGGACGAUAAGGAUAUACGAGUUGUAAAAAACUUACUUACUUUCUUAGAAGAACAUGGAUCGCCGGGAGUUCCGUCAUUACGACAAAUUUAUUUGUAAGAACAUUGCACUCACAUUUCACACUGAACACUUUUCAAAUCAUACUAACUACGUCGAAUUGUAUAGUAACGCUUCAGUACCAACUUGAACGUGUACUAGUCAUAAAA